Kluyveromyces marxianus DMKU3-1042 is the source of this 1287-nucleotide messenger RNA. RefSeq names its product Trs65p (gene TRS65). Gene Ontology annotation, cellular component: trans-Golgi network; TRAPPII protein complex. The record is from RefSeq and is a predicted model, not a curated record. Bases 1 to 1287 code for a protein of 428 amino acids. Gene Ontology annotation, biological process: intra-Golgi vesicle-mediated transport. NCBI's taxonomy places the organism in Eukaryota, Fungi, Ascomycota, Saccharomycetes, Saccharomycetales, Saccharomycetaceae. The transcript has a single exon.
AUGCCAGAACUAGUACUUCCACUAGGGCCGUAUUCAAUUGAAAAGGAUAGUAUAAAACUGAGUAAUGAUGUCAAUCGGUCUUUUAUCAUAUUCGGGGAAGAGCUUCCAUUGUUUAUAACAUCGUCCACCCCUUUGGUCGAUCGUCUACAGUCAUUGAGAGUGGACUUAAAAGAAGCUAGUCUAGUCAUAGAUGAAACCACUAAUGAAUUUAUUAAACACAAUGAUAAUGUAUGGGAAGUAAACCCCUCUUUUAUCAAGAAUUCUGUUUUCAAUUCUGAUUAUCUUUUAAGUAAUAAUGGACAACAAGGACGAAUCAAGUUCACAUUGAAGUAUAAGAAAAACCACACUAAUAGCAACAGCUCUAUAAAGUCAUAUGAGGAGGAUACAGAUGGGUUCUUACCAUCUUUCAAACCAUUGAAUGAUCAUGAUAUAACAUCAUCUGCAUACCUUGAGAAACAGGAACAACCCGACUACAAUACCAUUGUAGUAGAAUAUCCAAUGUUUUCUCUAAUGAAUAUGCGACUGAGGAACGUUUCAAUAAGAAGUAACAGGAACUCCAAUACUCCACAGGUCAUAUCAUCAUUGGACUUGCAAUUGGUACGGAAGUUCGGCGACCUCUUCCCUGGUGAAACGCACGUAGUUGUCGAAGAUCUUUCAUACAAGCUUUGUGAUGGUAAUUUUGAAUUCGAGAUUAAGCCCUUGGAGGAAAUGAUUCAGUUUCCACUCCAAGUAAAACGUCAGGACGCAUAUACCAUAAACUACAAUCUUCAGGACAGCUCACGUCAAGUCAAAGUUACAAUAGUCUACACAGUCGGAAGUCAUUAUCGAAUUCACACAAGCUGGAAAACAGAAGUAUGCCUGGGAAGGUCUGCCUCAUCAAAAUCAGUAGUAAGCUCAAAUGCAAGCACUCCCACAUUUAUCCAACCACCAAAGGUGCAAUUACCUCGUGUUCUAACCCAAGCGCACUUCACAUUUCUUCAACCGAAAAUUAAAGCCAAGAAGGGCCAUCCUUUCACCCUUUCACUUCAGAUAGAAAACACAACAGCUAGGACCCUAAAUCUUGUAGUUUACCACAAACCAAAAACACCAUUAGCACAAACCGUUGUAUUAAUAUCCAAUGACCUAAAGUUACCGCUGUUAUUCCCAGGCACCACUUUCAAGUGCGACCUUGAGCUAAUUGCCAUAUCUACAGGUUAUCAUCAUCACAUGAAGGGUCUAAAAAUACUAGAUCUCGACGCAUUAGAAACAAUCGAUCUAGGUGUAUCACUAUCCCUCCUUAUCGAAUGA